AGUUGCAGUCGCCUGUCAGACUCGUGCCCGACCUGAAGCCACUAGGAUGCGGUCAUGACUUGACACGUGAAUUUGUUGUUGAGGAACGGGGAAUUGCAUAAAAGUUCGCCGGCACGUUUGGAUCUUUAGCCGACAUCCCCCUCUCUUCCCCGCACCACCAUUGCCUAUUUAGCGCCCGGUACAGACCAGGAGUCAAUUAUACCCCGCAAUGUCCUCGAAACACCCUUCAUAUCCACAGGUUCCUGUGCAGCCUUGGGAACCCGUCGACAUCCGGCCGCUGUUGCCCAUCUACCCUCCGCCAGAGCCCCUUGAAUACCCCGACCUACCAACCCCACAACGCAAGCCCAACCUCGGUGCCCCCUUCGAACUUACGACACACAUCAUCCCUGCAUGUUACCUACGCACUGGACGCUUUGAACCCGUUCCGCCUCCUCCCCCGGAAGGGAUUUCGAAGGAGGAACGAAGUAGACAUAUCCAACGAAUGAAGGAGGAACUUAGAUUCGAGAGAGGUCCCUUGCGGACGGAUGGUUACCCCAAGGUUCUGUGGAACUGCAUCAACCGUUACUCUCGCAAGGGUCUAAACCCUGAGCAAGAGACCGGGCUUACUCUAUUCUUCGCGCAUGCCAAUGGUUUCCCUAAAGAGAUAUGGGAGCCCACAAUAGCCAAACUGUUGUCCUUACCCUCUAGCAACUCGAUUGACGAGAUAUGGACCUGGGAAUCGGUUCAACACGGCGACCCGGCGCUCAUAAACCGUAACUCAAUUUCCAAAUACUUCGACUGGCAGGACAACACCAGGGACAUCGUCAACUUCCUUACCAACUUCCUCCCCGCUCGAUCCUCUGCCCGCUCCCUCCCUCUCCACCUCAAACGCAUCCCAGAGACCGAAUCUCUACAUAGAAGGGACCAUGGCUUCCUCAAUCGGCGAAUAAUGGUGGUCGGACACUCCUACGGCGGUUGCACCUCCACACUUGCCGUCGAGAAUUUUCCGAAACUCUUCUCCUCUCUUGUUCUGAUCGACCCGGUGAUGCCCAAACCGUUCCCCACGGCCGAAGUCGCCAGAAUAGCUCACGAGAAGACAGACGCUCUGUUGACCGGGUCGCUUGCAAGGCGUGAUGUUUGGAGCUCGAGAGAAGAAGCACUUGCUUCGUUCCUCAAGAACCCUUUUUUCCAAGCAUGGCACAUCGACGUGUUGAAGGUUUACGUGGAGGCAGGGUUGUACGAUAGCACGGAUAGCCAAGGGAAUCCUGUGGUCAGAUUGAAGAUGCCGGGAAUUUAUGAAUCCAUCAUCUUCGCUGAGAGGACGGUUGGAGCAGAAGCGUAUCAGGGCUUGGCUACCAUCCCAGAACGCAUCCCGAUACGGUGGAUCAUGCCUGGCAGGGAAGAUGCAGACGAGUUUGGGGCACCUGGCGCAACUCAGGAAAGGUGUUGGACGAGACCAGCUAAUUCAAGUAACGUCAAGAUUACCGGGGCAGGUCAUUUGAUUGCUCAAGAAGCACCUAUCGACCUGGCGGAGGACCUCGACGGGUUUAUCCAACGCACUUACCCAUGUCUUUCUCCAGGAUCGCAGAUCGCCCUUCGUUCAAGUUUGUAA
This is a messenger RNA of Coprinopsis cinerea okayama7#130, 1591 nucleotides long. RefSeq lists its product as hypothetical. The transcript is spliced from 6 exons. Lineage: Eukaryota; Fungi; Basidiomycota; Agaricomycetes; Agaricales; Psathyrellaceae. The record is from RefSeq and is a predicted model, not a curated record. The coding region runs from base 209 to 1591 and encodes 460 amino acids.